GAAGAAGAUUCUACUAAAAAGAACUAGAUUUGAACAUGGAAAGACUCCCUGUAGAGUUGACAGUGGUACGGUCUCAGCCUGGUCCAGUUUCUGAUGGUCAGUGGAGCACAGGACUGUGUGAAUGUUGGGGGGACAUGGGUGACUGUUGUUUUGCUCUCUGGUGUUUGCCUGUGUUUGCAUGUAAGACGAGCAGAGCUGCAGGAGGAUGUGUGUGUUUACCUCUGCUGGAUUGUGUCAGCUGUGUUCCUCCAGCGUCCCUGGCUAUGCGUGCUGCAGUAAGAGAACGCUACGGCAUAGAGGGCAGUCUCUAUAGUGAUUGUUUCUAUGGCUGCUGUUGUUAUCCUCUGUCCUGGUGUCAGAUCUCCAGAGAGAUUAAGAGAAGAGCAGCUGCACUGUCCCAUGCCCAGUCUUCCUCACACUCUUCUAAAAGAUGGCGUGUGCCACUGGUCCGUCUGUCUAAUGCUCACCUUGUGUAGGACAAAAGCACACACACACCACAUUCAUAACAGUAAACCACAGCGCGCUCUGAAAGAUUAUUCAUUAAGAUUGAGAAGCUGACGAAGCUGACGACUCUGUUGACUGGUCUGCCGGUUCUUCUGAAUAGAAAGGGUGUGACACUUCAACACACAAAGUAAACUUCUUUUCAGAAAAAAAUGUUUUGCAUGCCACAAUUUAUCCUUAUAAAAACUAGUCCUGAACUCUCCCCUACUGAAUUUUGAAGAAUGCUGUCUUUCUAUGUAUGCCAAAGUUGUGAAUGUGCAAUGUUAACCUUUGGUGUGUUUGUGCACAUUUAUGUAUGUAUGUGUAAUAUCUUUGACAAUUUUUGUUUCCAUUUUAUUUGAGUUAUUCAUUAUUACUUAUGCUCCAUUUAUUCUUCCUUUGUUUCUGAUGUGUAUCUGUUGUAUCUGUAUGAAUACUUGAACAGUUUUGUUUGUUGGCAGAAAUCCAGAUGGGAAUUAAAAAUAAAUUGUAGUAACAUGACUUAAAGGCUUUUAAAAAUACAAAACAGAUUUAUGAAGUUAUUCCAUAAAUAUCCCUUAAGCAUUUUCUGAUACAUACUUUAAGUACUGCUUAUUGAACUUCACAAGGUUACUUGUUAAUUUUUUCUUUAUUGGAAACAUAACAUACAGUACACCACAUGUUUUAUCCGUUUAUAAUUAUAUUUAAUGUUGUGAAACGUUUGCGAAACAAGCUCCCGUUAUGACUUUAAUUAUACCAGCCUCUCUCUCUUUUCUCUGUUUCUUGGAGCUAAUACGAAGAAAACUACACCUUAUAACAAAAAUUGAAAAGCACAAACUUCUCUGUCCUGAAGAUCUUCCCUAUGUUGGAAAACUUAAACAGCUUUAUCUCAAAGCUCUGACACUGACUGAAGCGUUUGACCUUACAUGAAGCUUAACCAGAGCAAGGUUAAAUAACAACUUUUUAAAAAUCUGCUAACUGUUAGGCUCAAAUUAUAUGGAAUAUCCACCAUACAAGUGGAAUGAACUGUUACUAUAGAAACAAUAAUGUACUGUAUUAGAACGAGAGCAUCAAUAUAAACUCAUGAUUUGACUUAGAGCCAGGACUACUGUCAGAGCUGAUGUUAUAGAAAGUUAAUCAACAGCUUCUGACUAAUCAAAUUCGAUAAUUCAACAUGCACUCAUUGUUUAACUAUUAGGAACACCUUGAUAUCUACAUAUUAAUGCAAUUAAUAUGUAUAUCAAACCACUUGGGGCUGGUUUGAAUAUUUCCAGAAACUGAUUUCCUGGAAUUUUCACAUCUCUAGAGUUUACACAGAA
Molecule: messenger RNA, 1778 nt
Organism: Ictalurus furcatus (blue catfish)
Lineage: Eukaryota; Metazoa; Chordata; Actinopteri; Siluriformes; Ictaluridae
Product: cornifelin homolog B
Exons: 4
Coding region: 36-476 (146 amino acids)
Source: RefSeq, a predicted model, not a curated record